Messenger RNA from Chironomus riparius, 1712 nucleotides. The record is from the annotation of a GenBank genome assembly. NCBI's taxonomy places the organism in Eukaryota, Metazoa, Arthropoda, Insecta, Diptera, Chironomidae.
CCAUUUGCGAUACGAAAGAGAAUCUUCAUAGGUGUUAAAAUCGUCAACAUGAUCACACUGAAAAAUUACUUGUUGCUAUCAACAUUUUUACUAACAAUCUCUGUAAAAUCUGAGAGUUUAGUUGGAUCUGAAUGUAGGUUGAGGACUAAUCAUCAAGGAAUCUGCACGGACUACAAAAACUGCAAAGAUUUAAUUGACAAAUUAAGAAGUCAUCAAAUUGAGUAUAAAGAUGUUGUGUUUUGUGAUUCUUAUGGACUGGUUUGUUGUCCCUUAACUGAUAAUAAUAAUCCAGAACUAUUGCCACCACAAGAGAUAGCAUUUAAGCGAAGAAUUAGUGAUGAAAAAUGUAAAGAAUAUGCAGAAAGCACCAAGCAAGUUUCCUACUUAGCAUCACCAAUCUUAGGAGCAAAACCUUUUAAAGUUGUCAUCGACAAAUGCAACCACAAAUCAGUUUCGCUUAUUAUUGGUGGAACUGAAGCUAAACCUCACGAGUUUCCACAUCAAGCAGUUCUGGGACAAGGUAAAGAAGAUUCAAUCGAUUGGGUGUGCGGUGGUUCACUGAUUUCAUCGCAAUUUGUCUUGACAGCUGCACAUUGUGUUCCAUAUGCCAAUUUCGUGAAAAUUGGAAUAAACUCAUUAUCACAAAGCAGUGACCAAAAACUCUAUAAAGUUGUCCAAAAAAUCGUACAUCCAGAUUAUGAUAAAACAAUUACUAAUAAUGACAUUGCUUUGCUAAGAUUAAAUCAAAACGUUGAAUUUAAUGAAGAUAUUCAUACAAUCUGCUUGCCAACAAAACAAUACGAUGAGCCAAAAGCUAUUGUUUCUGGAUUUGGCAAAACUAGCUUUUAUGAUCCAAUAUCUGAUAAAUUGUUGAAAGUUACAGUAGACAAAUUUAGUAAUUCAAAAUGUAAGGAGCUUUACGAUGAAAGACCAAUUUAUGAGAAGACGAUGUUGUGUUAUGGACAUUAUAAUGAAACUAAGGAUUCUUGUGAGGGGGAUUCUGGUGGUCCACUUCAAGUAUCAAAUCAACAUCAAGUAAGUUGCACUUACAUGCAGAUAGGAAUCGUAAGCUUCGGACCAAGACUUUGUGGAUCCAAAGGAGUUCCAGGCGUCUACGUCAAUGUUUUCAACUACAUCGAUUGGAUUGAGAACAUUGUUUGGAAGGAUGGAAUUUAGAACAACUACUUUAAUAUUAAGACCUAGAUUCUUUUAAGAAUCAUCAUUAUUUAUUUAAAAUAAUAAAUUGGAAAUUCUCAUUCUUUGUAAUUUUCUGGGAUUGAGAAACAAUAGGAAAAUAAUUCUUUAAUAGUAUUCUCAUCUAGUUCUGUAGUAGCUGUUUAAGAUCAAGGCGUGGAAACUAUCUCAAAUAUCAUUAUUAAUCCCACAUAUCCCAAAAAUAUUCAAAAAAUUCCUGAGCAUGUAUGCACGAUAAUAAAGAUAUCCCAACGUACAUAUCUUUAGUGUAUUGGACGUGUAAUUUCAGGAUAUGAUUGGAUAUCUCAAUUCUAAUGCAUACAGGCUCAGGGAUUAUUUUGAAUAUUUUUGGGAUAUAUGGCCAUUAAUGAACAACUCCUAGUUGGUAUCAAUGAUGGUCUAUCAUUGCUACACCGCUCUGUCCCCGAUCCUAUCUCAAACCAUACAAUUAAAAACAAAAAUGAAUUAUAUCAAGCUACAGAUAAAUAAGCAUUAAAAACAUCAAAAUUAAAAACAAA